CCUAACAGGAUUCCAACAAGCGAUCAUAGGGCUUGGAACGUUGGUGAUGAUGCCUUUAAUAGGGAAUAUGUCGGACAAGUAUGGCCGGAAAGCUUUGCUUACAGUUCCAUUGAGCCUUGUAAUAGUUCCCUCAGCCAUAUUGGCCUACAGCAGAACGAGGAACUUCUUUUACGCGUACUAUGUCGUCAAGACUCUCAUUGCCAUGGUCUGCGAGGGAAGCGUCCCAUGCCUUGCCCUCGCCUAUGUGGCAGACAAUGUUCCCGAGGGUCGGCGAGCAUCGGCGUUUGGGAUUCUUUCAGGCAUUGCGUCCUCCGCUUUCGUAUGCGGAAACCUUUCCACUCGUUUCCUCUCCACCGCCUCCACCUUCCAGGUUUCUGCCUCGGUAGCAAUCGCAUCUCUAGUGUACAUGAGAUUUUUUCUCCAGGAUUCCAUCAUUGAUGAACAACUAACGGCUCCAAUAUUAACUUCUAAGGGGAAACCAAAAGGAAAAGGAAAAGGAAAAGAUUAUGCUACAAAUGAGAUUCCAAGUAAAAAUGUGCAGAUUUUUAAAUCAGCGCCUUCCUUGGAGGAUAUGCUCUGCUUGCUUAAAAGCAGCGUGACGCUUUCGCAAGCUGCCGUUGUCGCAUUUUUCUACAGUCUCGCGGAAGUUGGUCUUCAUGCUUCGUUACUGUAUUAUUUGAAGGCACGAUUUCACUUUAACAAGGACCAAUUUGCUGACUUGAUGGUAAUUACUGGAAUUGCAGGGACUCUUUCACAGUUGGUUCUUAUGCCUAUACUGGCUCCUGCUCUAGGAGAAGCAAGGCUGCUUGCAGUAGGGCUCUUUUUUACAUGUGUACAUGUGUUUCUUUACAGCAUUGCGUGGACCUUCUGGGUACCUUACGUUGCUGCCAUGUUCUCCGUUCUGAUUGUCUUUUCACAACCAUGUAUGCGGAGCAUUGUGUCUAAGCAAGUUGGAUCCUGUGAGCAGGGGAAGGCUCAAGGGUGCAUUUCUGGUAUAAGCUCCUUUGCUAAUGUCAUUUCUCCCUUGCUUUUCUCUCCUUUAACAGCUUUAUUUCUCUCUGAAAGGGCACCAUUCCACUUCCCUGGUUUCAGUAUUAUGUGCGUCGGAUUUGCAUCGAUGAUAGCCUUCAUCCAGAGUCUCAUGAUAAGGAUCGCUCCUCCCAUUGCAAAUGAGAAGGUCUGUAAUUCCAACUACGUGGAUGCCUAGACAUGAAAAUGGUUACUCAAAAGACAGCUAGCCAUGGCUUUUCUGGUUUUAAGCUGAGCCCUAGUAUUUAUUUUUAUCUACAAAACCUCCCAUGCUUGCUGGGAAUUAAGCACUAGAAACCGAGAUUAGAAGUUCUGGAACCCUGAGUCUAGUCUAGCUACAUUGGCCCAGUGACCAAAUGUAUGCUCUAAACCACUUCUUCUCUAGACAAGAACCUUCACAAGAGAAGACAGCACGAUGCCGGAGCUUACAUCCUGGAAGUCAUUGGUGACAGGUGAUGACAGUGUAGGUUCUAUCACGAUCUAUAUGUUGGCGACCCAAAAAUUAACAAACCGACGGCAUGUAUUAUUAUUAUUAUUAUUACUAUUAUUAUAAUGACGAAAAAGUAAGGGAGACGUGUAAACCAGAUUCUAUUAAGUUAAGCUAAAUAGAAAGCUGGUUUUGUUCCCUGUAA
Populus nigra (black poplar) is the source of this 1661-nucleotide messenger RNA. RefSeq lists its product as uncharacterized. The record is from RefSeq and is a predicted model, not a curated record. Gene Ontology annotation, biological process: transmembrane transport. The coding region runs from base 47 to 1207 and encodes 386 amino acids. The transcript has 14 exons. Gene Ontology annotation, molecular function: transmembrane transporter activity. NCBI's taxonomy places the organism in Eukaryota, Viridiplantae, Streptophyta, Magnoliopsida, Malpighiales, Salicaceae.